AUGGGCUGCCUCCGCCUCUUCCACGGCAGGUCCAGGAGCUGCAAGAGGCGGCCGGAGGCGACGGCCCCCGCGCCGGCGCCUGCCGCACUCUCCUCUGCCGUCUCCACUGAGGCGCGGUCGCUCGCGUCCGCGGCAGCCGCCAGCUGGGCCUCGUUUGCGUCGCCGUCGGCGAGCGUCUCGGAGGCUUCGGGCGCGAGGCCGGCGGGGAGCGGGUCCUCCGGCUCGGGCUCCGCUUCGUCGGCGCGGAGCAUCCCGGAGCUGUACGAGGAGAGGGGCGCCCUGCGGGAGUUCGGCCUCCGGGAGCUCCGCGUCGCGACGCGCGACUUCAGCCCGCUGCUCAUGGUCGGCGAGGGCGGCUUCGGGGGCGUCUACAGGGGCGUCCUCCGGCUCCCCGGAGGCGGCCCCGGCGACACGCCGGUCGCCGUCAAGAGGCUCAACCCCAACGGACGUCAGAUCAUAUACCGGGAUUUCAAAGCGUCCAACGUACUGCUGGACGAGGAGUUCAGACCCAAGCUAUCAGACUUUGGGUUGGCAAGGGAGGGGCCAUCAGAAGGCCAGACUCACGUGUCCACAGCGGUCAUGGGCACCUUCGGUUACGCAGCGCCGGACUACGUGCAGACUGGGCACCUCACCACCAAGAGCGACGUCUGGAGCUUCGGCGUGGUGCUGUACGAGAUCCUCACCGCGCGGCGCUCCAUCGAACGCAACCGGCCCAGGAACGAGCAGAAGCUCCUGGAGUGGGUGCGGCGGCACCCGCCCGAGAGCGAGCAGUUCGGGGCGAUCAUGGACGCGAGGCUCCAGGGGCGGUACCCUAUGCGAGGCGCCACGGAGGUGGCCAGGCUCGCCAACGGCUGCCUCGCGAAGCACGCCAGGGACCGCCCCACGAUGAGGGACGUGGUCGAGGGGCUGAGGCAGGCGAUGCGGCACACGGAGAUGGACGGCGUUGUCGUCGUGGGUGCCGCGGCGGAGUGCCAGGGCUCGCCUCCUCAGGAGGAGGCGCCGGGGGCGCCGGGCGCAGAGGAUGCCAGUGCCGUGGCGGUGGCAGCGGAGGCGAGGAAGAGACGGAUGCUUCGUCUGGCCGCUCUAGGGGGUGCUGCUGACGCUCAUGCGAGGCGGCGGCUCAUGCUCAUGAGGACUGCUGCCACUGCCGCCGCUGUUCCGACGUGA
Messenger RNA from Miscanthus lutarioriparius, 1167 nucleotides. NCBI's taxonomy places the organism in Eukaryota, Viridiplantae, Streptophyta, Magnoliopsida, Poales, Poaceae. The record is from the annotation of a GenBank genome assembly.